UUCGACAACGACAACGACCACCUGUUAUCAAUUCCAGCCAAGACCUAAUACACCAGCUGGCCUGGCUGACCGGACUAUAUACAUUGGACAUCUCAUCGUAUCGACACGAUUAAACUAUCCGUUACCUCAAUUGAGCACGCGACAUGGAAAAUCAUCCACCACGAAACACUUGGCCAGGGUCACUUCGGCUUCCUUCGCCGAAUCCUCCGAAGUGCAGACAGAUAACAAUCUUUGGUGGUGGUACAGCUACCAAUCAUCUCGUCGACGUGUUUACCAAUCUCGCUCAAGCCAACAAUAGUGUGCUCAAUUACAUUAUCCCUAUCAGUGAUAAUGGCGGCAGUUCCAGUGAAUUGAUUCGUGUGUUUGGUGGUCCUGGAAUCGGUGAUCUGCGCAGUAGAUUAGUGCGUUUGAUUCCAGACAACGGUGACCCUCACUCCGAAGCUUCUUCCAUCAAAGAACUGUUCAACCACCGUCUCCCUCCUGAUCCCAAGUCAGCACGUCUAGAAUGGCUGGAGAUCGUCGAGUCUCUUCAUCCUUUGUGGCGUCAGAUCUCGACUCCCAAGAAGGAGCUUAUCCGCAGCUUCUUGAACUUGGUUAAUCAAGAAAUCGUCAAAAGAAUGAGACCAUCAAGCAGAUUUGACUUCUCCUCGGCAAGUAUUGGAAACUUGUUCUUGACUGGCGCACGCCUCUUCUCAGGCUCUUUGGAAUCAGCAAUCUACCUUCUUAGCAGUGUUUGCAGCGUUCCUGAAACCAUCACCGUCCUGCCAGCCAUCAACACGAACUUCAGUCAUCACAUCUCGGUCUCCCUGGCCGACGGCUCCCACAUCACGGGCCAGAACAACAUCUCUCACCCUCCGGCACCUUCAUCUCUUCCGGACAUGGCGCCACCAUCUCCCACUCGCAUUCGCAGAGAAACGGAAGAGUCCGACAACGUCGAAGACGCCAAUCUUCCCGGUUCCUUGCCAUCCCUACGCAAACCAGCAAUCAAGUUCUCUAAACUCGAGGAAGAAGACCUACCCAGCAGGAUCGAAAGACUAUGGUACAUCAACCCUUACGGCCAAGAGAUGUCAUGUCCCGCCAACCCUCGUGUGCUCGAAGCACUCUCAAAAUCAUCGACGGUAAUCUAUAGCAUCGGUUCCCUCUUCACAUCUAUCAUCCCGAGUAUCAUUCUCAGAGGCGUGGGCCAAGCCAUUGCCUCGCCCGGCAUCAGAAAUAAAAUCCUCAUCCUCAACAGCAGUAUCGAUAGAGAAACUGGACCUGCUUCGGAUCCAUUCACUGCUAUCGAUUUCAUCGCCGCUAUCGCAGAUGCUUGUGCCGAAAGCAGAGGAUUGAGCAAGCCGAAACUGGAAGACUAUUGGGUUUACGUCAGCCACGUAAUUUACAUCGAGAGCAAGGAAGCUCCCAAAGUCGACAGAGAGAUUUUGACAAAGGCCGGUAUCGAGGGCAUCAGAUUAUACGGCCAGAGCGGCAAGUAUGACGACAAAGCACUAGAGCAGGCUUUGAAGAUGGUUUUGGGCAAGGGCGAGCAAGUUGGCUUAAGCAGAAGAAACACUUUGCAAAGAUGAGAGACAUCUCUUGCAGAUUCGAGAGACGACUUUUCGCAAAGAUGAGGGACAUCUUCAUUACAGAAUUGGAAAUGUGUUUGGAGUAGAAGAAGAGAAUUAAAUCAAAAACUUACUUUGGCAUGCCUUACCGAGCC
Messenger RNA from Aureobasidium pullulans EXF-150, 1699 nucleotides. RefSeq names its product UPF0052-domain-containing protein. The transcript is spliced from 5 exons. NCBI's taxonomy places the organism in Eukaryota, Fungi, Ascomycota, Dothideomycetes, Dothideales, Saccotheciaceae. The record is from RefSeq and is a predicted model, not a curated record. The coding region runs from base 144 to 1565 and encodes 473 amino acids. Gene Ontology annotation, molecular function: LPPG:FO 2-phospho-L-lactate transferase activity.